Aspergillus oryzae RIB40 is the source of this 414-nucleotide messenger RNA. Its product is annotated as RidA family protein. Gene Ontology annotation, cellular component: cytosol. NCBI's taxonomy places the organism in Eukaryota, Fungi, Ascomycota, Eurotiomycetes, Eurotiales, Aspergillaceae. Gene Ontology annotation, molecular function: deaminase activity. The record is from RefSeq and is a predicted model, not a curated record. The transcript has 2 exons. Bases 1 to 414 code for a protein of 137 amino acids.
AUGAUUUUCAAGCCGUCCGCAUCAGCGACCGCAUCGAAUGCUCUGGUCAAGGUUCGCCCUUUCCUCCCUGGAUCCAUACCAUAUAGUUUGGUUCCACUAACAUGGGUGGGAAUUAAAGGAGGCUGGGACCCGGAGACAGGCGAAUUCCACAAAGAAAUCAACGCGCAGAUCGACCAGGCGUUCGCGAACGUGGAUCUGGCGCUCAAGACGGCCGGCGGGAAGGGCUGGGCGCAGGUGUAUCGGGUGAACUCGUAUCAUGUGCCGAUUAAUAAUGAGGCGUUGGAGGCGAUGGUGAGGAAUUUUAGGAAGUGGAUGCCGGAUCAUGAGCCGUUGUGGACUUGUGUGGGGGUCACGAGGUUGGGGGAGGAUGAUAUGAGGGUUGAGAUUGAGGUUGUGGCGCAUGAUCCGAAAUAG